Molecule: messenger RNA, 9960 nt
Organism: Porites evermanni
Lineage: Eukaryota; Metazoa; Cnidaria; Anthozoa; Scleractinia; Poritidae
Source: the annotation of a GenBank genome assembly
GGUAUGUCAAGACAAGUAGAGACCCCUGUGGCCAAAUAUGGCAAAAGUAGUGAUUUCGGGAAAGUGUUGGAUUUCAUUCAAUCCAUGAUAAGCAACGAAACCCUUCGACAAGCCUUUGACAUUCCGCAUUUAGUCGUGGUAGGUCGGCAAAACAUGGCGAAGACAACCCUGAUAAACCGCCUGAUCGGGCGAUAUCUUCUGCCCAUGCGAAGGGAUGAAACAGCCAACACCCUUCAGGCGCGGACCACGUGCCCCAUCAUACUGAACCUGCGCAAUGGACUGGAAACAGCUGUAGAAGUAAAGUGUGAUGCAUACCCUGAUAUUGGAGGAAGAGUAGAAAAACCCACGGAUGAUGUGGUGGAGAAAUUCCUUACAGACUUCUCUACCUAUCUUCUUAAAGAAGAGGGGACUCUUAUAUCCAAGACCCCAGUUAAAGUGACCCUUCAAGGUAAUAUAUUGAUCCAAAAGUAACUAAAAGUUAAGUUGCGUACAUUUACUCCACUGGAAAUACGGUGCUGUAGUGAUCUCCUCGGUUCACUUUUAUCGCAAGUGCUCCGUUAAUAGAAUUUAAAUUAUGUUUUCCAGAAACGAAAAAAGAAAGCGCAGUGAACUAAAAAAUAGGAAGAACGAGGAGGAAAAGAGUAAGAGAAGAGAAAUGGGUAUGGUCUGAACCGCUUAGUUUUCAAAAAUCUGCUUGCAGUUGAUUUCAUAUUUGGCUGCAAAAAGUCUCAGUUACAAAACUUAGUGCCACCGUUGUUGUGCCAUCCUAGUUGUUUGUGAAAGGCCUUUAGUGUGGCCUAGAUUUGAAAUAACCUUUUUAAUCUGUCUGCGCCAGGUCCCGACCUCACGACUCUAACCUUGGUUGAUCUUCCUGGCGUUCAUUUCGCCAACAAUGAUCCUCGAAUGAACCACGCGACCCAAUCUCUUGUGUUAGACUACAUUGAGAAGAACACAAAGAGCAUCAUAGUGAUAGUGUCCGAGGUAGGGGACCUCACAGGAGACAAUGCUAUUAAUCUGGUCAUGGCAAAAGCUGCAGACUUUAGGAGCCGCACUAUCUGUGUACUUACCAAACCGGACAGGCUGAGAGAUUCCGAUGACAUGGGCAUCAAAGUAGCCUUGAAUCAGUCAAGUUUUACCCUGGAAGAAAACCGCUUUAUUUUGUUGAGAGGUAAGCAUAAGAUAAAGUUACGUUGUUGGUUGUUCUUGUUUUUGUUUCUUUGUGGGGGGGGGGGGUUGUUGUUGCUGUUUUUCUUUUUUAUGCAAAAGGAGACCAGAAUACCCUACGAGUAGCCUCCGGCUAGGCACUCCUCGCAGGGUAGGGAAAUGCUUUACAUAUACUACUUGGAAGCUAACUGAAGAAGUAGCAGUUUUUUAAAUAAUUAAAAGUAUAAUUUCUGUUUAUUGUAAAGGUCUCCAGUUAGUAUCAACUCAGUGAGCAUGGAAACUUUCAUUCUCUGGAACGACCCCUUUCAGCUACCUGGUUAUUUUUAAACACAUCCCUAAAGAUCCAAACUUAUCGUAAAAAAAUGUCAGUCAUUUUUUAUCUAAAUUUUUGACUGACAACGAGUUUUUCGUGGGCUUUGUGCAAGGGGCUCAAUAGGCUUAACCGUACACUUGACAAAAGUCAACCUCACGAGUUUCUUGGCGGGCGGAGCGAGCUUUUUAGGCGGCCUAGCCUGCGUAGCAAGCGUUUCCAAUCGACGUUAUUGCUCUCUUCUCUUCUUCUUUUGUUUGCUCAACUUUCUCGACGAACUCGCACGGAAACGCUUGCUACGCAGGCUAGGCAGCCGAGCGAGGGACGAAGUCGUGAGAGGUUCCGCGCCAUAUGAAAUCGGACAAAGGACUUUUUUGAAAGUCUAGGUUAACCGUUACGGGCCCUAAAACAGAUAUUUGAGGUAAAAAUGGAAGUUUGUAACCGUUAGUCGUAAAAAAGUUGACGGUGAAAAUGUUUUCUAGUCCCAAUUUUUCAUGAUGCUCGUGCAUGGCUUAUUAACCCUAUUUCGGUCGCAUUUUUUUUCUAUCCCAGGGGAAACUGGGGGCCUAUUUCUCGAAAGGUCCGAUAAUGAACGGGAAGCUGUUGUUGUUUACAUGCAAGAUAGAGGUUUCAAUGGUUAUGUAGAUAAUAUGAAAAACCAAUGCAAUCGGUUAACGCGAUACAAAUUGAAAUGGUUUCUUUGCAAGCGCCUUUUGGAACAUUUGAUUUCGGGCCCAAAAAGUUACCGGGACCUUUCGAGAAACGGAUCCCUGGAAAACACCUUGGAAGCUAAAACCGAUGGAAAAUUUUAAACUUUUUUCACAAACAAUAGAGCUUUCUUCGUCAGAUAUCUACGGAACCCACCGCGGAGAAUAAAUCGUUUAUAGCCGCAGAAAAGGCAAAAUAUUUACCCUAAAUACCUUCCCCAUACUGAGACCCUCCUGUGUGGCUACAUUAAAGAGGUUUCACUUCAUAUUAAAAUUAGAGUGUUAUUUUUUUUUCCAUAAAAUCCGUUGUCUUCUUGAAAUUGAAGUUUUUCUUAUGACAAUUAUUGUGAAACGAUUGGGAACAGGAAAAGAUGCAACCGACCCGAAUGAGAAAGACUGGGAUGCAAAAACGACUCGUUUAAAGGAGAGAGAGUGGUUCGAGGGUCAUCCCCAGUACAAAAGCAUCCUUCAUUUGUGCGGUAUUGACCGACUUAUGGACACUAUGAUCUCACUUCUGGCCGAGAAAAUGGGCAGUGAAAUUCCAAUUUUAGUGAACCAAAUGGAAGAGAGAAAGAAAAAGGUAAGGAGACAAAAUGCAUCUCUGUCGAUUAUAUUCAGUUCCACAACAAGAAACCGUUUAACCUGUUAACAACAUAGUAGAACAGAACAAGAUUCUCCAGUCGGAUUGGCUAUAAGCAUCUCUCAUUUCAGCAUAAGGGCAAUGUAAAUGGACGUCAUUUAAAGUAUGUGUCACCGUUUGCGAUAGGACAUUAGGUACUGAAAAAUUGAUGACUCUGCAAAUUUUAUGCAAAUAAGGCUCUGGGUUAAGCCUUGAGAUCGCAUAUUUGCCUCCGGGGCCUUCCCCUACAUCUACCUCAUUUCACAAUGAAUAUCGAAUAUAUAGGACUGAAAUUUUCUGAGAAAGCCAAUUGUGUGAUAUCCUUUCAAUUUUCAGAAGUAACCUUUUUGCGACUCGCUACUUCUAAAUGAGGUUCAUAUGCAAAAAUCACCUACUUUGCAAAGAAAGUUUAAAUCGCCUCUUGAAGCGCUUUUAUUUCAUACAGAUCUGUUUUUGGUUUGUAGGUAGAUUUGGAGUUGCAAAAGCUGUCCGAAAGCGAAGUUCCAGAGUCCAGUAAUGAAAAAAGGAGGCUUGAGAUGAAAGUUAAACAUAAUCUUGUCACCCAGCUGAGGGACCUUCUCCAUAAAAACAGGUCUAAAAUUCGAGGAGGAGAACAAGUGAGAGCUUUGUUCAAUGAAUUCCACAAUGAUGUUUACAAGGUUAGNUGUUUUUGGUUUGUAGGUAGAUUUGGAGUUGCAAAAGCUGUCCGAAAGCGAAGUUCCAGAGUCCAGUAAUGAAAAAAGGAGGCUUGAGAUGAAAGUUAAACAUAAUCUUGUCACCCAGCUGAGGGACCUUCUCCAUAAAAACAGGUCUAAAAUUCGAGGAGGAGAACAAGUGAGAGCUUUGUUCAAUGAAUUCCACAAUGAUGUUUACAAGGUUAGCGAAAAAGAUAUUUUGUGAUAUUAAGUGGACAUAACGGGUUGUUUUCCGUAUAUUUAAGCAGCUUUUUUUUUCUGCCAGAAUGAUCUCCACUAUAUUUUCUUCUGUCAUCAAAAGGCCUCCAUUAAAUUGGGGUCUUCAGCAAACGCUUGGGAAUUUUUGGAUCUUUUUUAUAAUUUUUUAAAAUAAAGAAAUACUGAAUGAUGCUUGAAAUAAUCGAAAAAGCGACGUUUUAAGUUUUGAAUGAGACUGUAAUCAACAUUUAGUUUGAAGUAAAUUAUAAUACUUCUUGUAGACAAAGUUCAGUUGGUCCCCCACCACAACAAGGGGCCUCACUCGUGAAUCCGUUUGAGGACUUACCCAGGUUUUUUCAACAUGACAGUUUACACUUUUCUUCCCUUUAUUCUCAAUUCAUACACUUUGAAUGAACGUCUCUAUAAUGAAGAUCUCAGUAUCACGAAUGAUGCUCCUCGUCUCAAGUACAUCUUUAUAGCCAGUAAAAACCAUAACGGGAUGAAAAUGUCAUUCAGGGCGGACAUGCUCUGCCAAGAGAACAUAAAAGGCUUUUAUGUUCUCUUGGCUCUGCUAUGUCCUUUCCUUCUAAGCCUUUCUCUGAAAGAUUAACCUACCAAAGUAAGAAAUUUUUUCCUCAUUAAUCUGUAAGCCAAAUGUAUGGGACAACUGAGACUGGCGAUAUAUAACCGGUGCCCCCUGUUUAAGGCACCCAAUGCAUCCAAAGGACCAGCUGUUCCAAGGCAUUCCGCCAAACCAACGGAAUUACACUACAUCAUUAGGCAGAAAAAAAUAAUUAUUAUGAUCAAAGUUUCCGGUGGGGAUUUUUAAUUCCAAAACAUCGGUAAAGCAGCAUACUAACAGUAAGAAAUUGUUUUAAUAGCCAGGAUUUGCACGAUGGCGUCAUUUUACUACUACGACGUACGACCAGAAUCCUUUUGGUUUUUCCUUUCACAAUCAACUUUGGUAAUCCCAGCGAGGUUUGAAUAAGAAAAGCCUUAAUUCGCACAAGAAAGCAAACCCAUGAAGGAUUCUGGUCAUAGUAGUAACAUGACGGCAUCAUGCAAAUGGCCUUUUUCUCGUUUGGAGUAUGCAUGGAGCUGACCCAAGAAAAUAGCCACAUCCCUGGCUUCAUUUGAAAUCAAGCAGGUUUUUCAACUGUUCGCCAAUUUUUCAGUAGUUUAUCAACCACACUAGCUCAAUUAAAGCCAGAAUAACUAAUGUAAGAAAAGAUUUUUCAUUUAUUCUUUAUUUGCCUCGAAUAUCUAGCUUUCAAAUAUUCGCUUUGCCGUUGUUUUGGUAAUUCAUAUUGAUAGUGAAUUCGCCUAAAGAGGUUUUAGCUCCGCAAAUAGGCUCGUGCCAUUUUAUUGUCCUUUAUCGGUUUAAGUUGCUUUGUGUCCGCUAAGUAAUAAUUGUAGAAAAGCCAUCAGUGUUCCUUAGCAAAAAAAACUUAUUGAUCGUCCUCUUUUCAAUUACACACAUUUUACUUCAAUGUUGACUUUAAAAAGAAUAAUUAGUUUCUGAAUAAUUGUUAUUUAUCUUUAGUCUAUCUAUCGUGAUUUUACAAAAGAUGGUGUCUACUCAUAGUAUCGCCUUUCGUACAAGUGUAACUCUUUUUAAUUGCAAUUUAGCUAUAUUUAUUUGCGAAUAUAUCUUUCAUUAAAAGUUGUUAGUUAAAUUGAGGUAAAAGGUGAAUUUUGAAUAUGAUAGGUUUUCCUGUCUCGUAAUUUUUAAAUAGAUCGGUUUUUGUUGAAGAUGAAAACUUGCCAUUAGUCUACGCUUCCAGUGGCGGAUCCAGACUUCAGAUAAGGAGGGUGGGGGGGGGGGUCAUCCAGACCCUGGGAUAAGGGGGGGGGGUUCUUAAAAUAAGGGGGACCUUGCCCCCCGGGCCCCUCCGCUGGACACGCCACUGGCUUCUUCCUGUUUAAAGAGCCGAUGGCUGAACUUGCAUUUUCAUCCAUAAAGACUUUUUACAUAAACGCUGUUUUCCUGACCUGGCUAGGUCUUUGUCUCAGUACUUUUACUUUCUAAAAUAUCAACAGUAACAAAAGAUUUCAGGUUAAAAAUAUAGUUUGUAUUAAGUUUUCAUUUAACUCUAAGCGAUUUCUGUUUAUAUUUCUAUUGUAUUAAGCCAGUUUAACUUUUUUCGAUUACAUUGUCCAUUACAUCGACGAUUUCAGAGCUGAUUACAUUGCCGAUGUAGUACCUACAUCGUCGAUAACAUCGCUGAUUAUUAGGGGCGUGUCCUGCCUGAGUUAUUGCCAUUUGAUCCGCUGAAGAAUAAACGCUGUUGGAACCAAAGUUUAGUCCUGUUUGAGCUACUGUGGUACCAGUAAGUGGUUUGAUUUCGGACCUACAGAGAAGUGACGGCUCUUCCCCGCAAGCGAGUUGCCCUUUGAGCCUAGUUUCUCCCACCAGUCUAAUCUAGAGUUACGCACGAGUUCCCGUUAGGCCUCCCAAAGUUUAGUUCUGCCUCACUACUGCUUUUCCUUCCGUCACACUAUAGCCAAACGGCUUGAAAAUCUUCUUCGUAUACAGGUAGACCCGCUGGUUCUGCAGGAUGAUGACGAGAUACGUAGGAGGCAAAGGGGUUUGGCGGGCGUAUUUGCCCCUCUCGGAGACAGCAGUGAAGACAGCCAGCUGCUUGAGGAGCUACUCUACGAGUCAUACACAUAUGAAAAGAAGACCCAGGGAAACAAGGGUAUGAAAACCACAGGGUUUAUAGCUCUUGAUAGUUAUGUCAGUAAUAGACUAGUUAGCGGGCAAGGUGAUUAAAUUUCAGACAGUCAGUUCAAAACGUACAACGGUACCGUCGGGUACAGUGAAUUAAUAUAUACGUAGUAGAGUACUUUAUUCUUGUCAGCCUUACACACGUUUUUCACAACAGCUCCAAUUCAAUCGCCAACUUCGCCAAAUUAUUGGCGACUUAAAUAACUCAUGUAGGUACGUUCGGGCUUUCUGACCAUGAGGGUUACAAACAAAACUCCCUGCUCUGUUGAACAUGAAAACAAGGCCUACAAAAUAUGCUUUACAACACAUUUUACUGCGCUUUUCAGAAACAUGCGAACUCUUAAGUUCAAAAGCCGCCUUCACAAUUACGUUUUUCGCUGCCGUCAAUCAUAAUUACGAUCGCAACGAGCCUUGAAACACAGAAACACACAAAACGGAUGGAAAUCCACCAAUGACAAAUCACAAACCAUGACCUUUUGAACCCGUUGAAGUAAAAUUUUGUGUCCUAAGAGUUCGUUAAGAUGAUUAAUGGCAGUGAAAAACGCAAUCGUCAGUUAGCUUUUGCACUUCAGAAUUCGCAUGUUUGUGAAAAGCGCAGUAAGAAACUUCUUCACAAAACUAAUCAUACUUGUUUCUUUGUCCUUUCAAAUUUGUCCAAUAUGUUAUCCGGAUAUUUUCUGUGUAACUAUUGUAUCGUGAGNCCUUGAAACACAGAAACACACAAAACGGAUGGAAAUCCACCAAUGACAAAUCACAAACCAUGACCUUUUGAACCCGUUGAAGUAAAAUUUUGUGUCCUAAGAGUUCGUUAAGAUGAUUAAUGGCAGUGAAAAACGCAAUCGUCAGUUAGCUUUUGCACUUCAGAAUUCGCAUGUUUGUGAAAAGCGCAGUAAGAAACUUCUUCACAAAACUAAUCAUACUUGUUUCUUUGUCCUUUCAAAUUUGUCCAAUAUGUUAUCCGGAUAUUUUCUGUGUAACUAUUGUAUCGUGAGUUUAUAACAUAUUUGUUUGCAGAAGCUGUUCAGAUAAUCGAGGUUAAGAGUCCUGUUGAUCAACUGAUUCCAAUAACAGAAAAUCUUGUCAAAAACGUGGAGAAAACCUUACGAGAAAUAGUCCAGAGAGCGAUCAAUGAAAACUUUUCCAAGUUCCCUACCGCCUUGAAAGUGGUUGAAACGAACGUGGUGAACAAAAUUUUCAAAACCAAGCGAAAGCAGACGACUACAUUCAUCCAGCACUUUAUUGAGAUGCAGAAAAAGAGUAUUGACAGAGUCUUCGCUCCUGUCCCGUUUCCAGAUGAACUUAAAAUCUGGGAUUCAACGCUUUUGCAGAAUCGUAAACCACAUCCCUGUAUGGAGUCUCCAAUGAUGUUUCACUUGAAGUCACUGGCUGAGAAGCUUUAUCCAGAAGGAAUGAUCAAAGAUAUUGAACGCGGAAAUAACCAGGGAAACUUCAAGGUCAGUAGUAAAUCAAAAGACUACGACGAGUAAACUAACCCUGUGGCUUUUUGACGCUCUUUCCUCUUCAGGUCGUGUUGCUCAGGUCUUUUGUUUCAGAUCAUGAUUACGGACGAUAGCAUGACAUACUCUUUUUACGAUACUUAUACUUAAAUAUUUCCAGAUCUCCUAAGUUUGCGUCAAGUGACACGCGCUCAAUUUCCUCCAACUGCACGUCUGUCACCCCUAAUAAGUCCACGACCCCCUUUUUCUCUUGGACAAUUAUACCCAAUUUACCUCUUCAGAGGGUUGUAGCAUGCAAGUCAUGGAUGGGCAACAACUUCCUAGUCCUUCGAUCUAUAUUCUGCAAUUCCAUCUUGUUCCAACAACUCCAACUCCAUAUAGCAUCACUUUUCUCAGGUAUUAAUUGACAGCAUUGUGUUUCCUCUACUCAGCUUGCACUUCUGCCCAAUUUUUUUUGCUUUUUGCUUUUUGCUUUUUUGCUUCUAUGGAAAUGUUUAUUCGUUAGCUUGUCCUUUGUUCUAUAAAUCAUCAUACUCAAGAAACCCUAAGUACGGCCAUCCUCUUCUUUAGUGUUCACUCGGUCCUGCAUCAGCCAGAUCCACUCCUUCAAAUUCAAAUUUAACCCUCUCAGCCUUCCCUAUUUUCAAAGCCAGCACCCUUAAUUUGAUACAUAAUAAAUAUUAUCACCAUAAUAGCGUAAUGAAAUACAAACGUGUUUAAUUUAGUUGAGACAAAAUUUAAAGUUGUUUCUGGAAGAGGGCGUUGACAGCUUUUCUUUCUUAGGAUCUCGAGGAUAUGAAAAAAACAAAAAAGAAUGUUGUGCGUUACUUCAAUGAGAUCAAAAUGAACGUCUGCGAUACAGUCCCUCGCUGCAUUCUUCAUUUUUUCAUUACUCAAUUCGUGGAUGACUUUGAACACGCCUUGGAACAAGAAGACUUGGUCGAGUUCUUGAAAGAGAAGCAGGAAAUUCGAAACAGGCGUAUCCANCUUUUUUGCUUCUAUGGAAAUGUUUAUUCGUUAGCUUGUCCUUUGUUCUAUAAAUCAUCAUACUCAAGAAACCCUAAGUACGGCCAUCCUCUUCUUUAGUGUUCACUCGGUCCUGCAUCAGCCAGAUCCACUCCUUCAAAUUCAAAUUUAACCCUCUCAGCCUUCCCUAUUUUCAAAGCCAGCACCCUUAAUUUGAUACAUAAUAAAUAUUAUCACCAUAAUAGCGUAAUGAAAUACAAACGUGUUUAAUUUAGUUGAGACAAAAUUUAAAGUUGUUUCUGGAAGAGGGCGUUGACAGCUUUUCUUUCUUAGGAUCUCGAGGAUAUGAAAAAAACAAAAAAGAAUGUUGUGCGUUACUUCAAUGAGAUCAAAAUGAACGUCUGCGAUACAGUCCCUCGCUGCAUUCUUCAUUUUUUCAUUACUCAAUUCGUGGAUGACUUUGAACACGCCUUGGAACAAGAAGACUUGGUCGAGUUCUUGAAAGAGAAGCAGGAAAUUCGAAACAGGCGUAUCCAGUUUCGGGCCGAGUCCGCCGCUCUAGAGGAAGCGUUGCCCCGCACUGACGACGUGUUGAAAAUGUUGCUGCGCAUACAGGGCGGGUCGGGUGAAAGUGAGAUGUCGUAGUUUUAAUACUAACGCUGGUAACCAUGGCAGAGGGUAGAUUACCUUUUUGUUAUCUUUGUGUCAUAUUUUGUCCGUUUGAAAACAAAGUAGUACAUAGCUUUAAGAAUAAAAUCAUUUUUCAACCAUCGAGAGGAAGGGCAGAAAAUUAAUUGAAAUUAAAAAAAAACAUAAUCAAUAGAUUACUGUAUUUAUAUUUCCAAUCUAAAAAUCGUAUCUUUAAAUCGGAUUAUUGUUGCGAACGAACUCCAGAUUUUAUGAUUUGGUGACAAAGCAACUGAAAUAUCGGUUUUAGUUGACAAUAAACUUUUCCAAGUGGUUACUUUUCAGCACAAAAAGCAAUUAAAGUUGGACACGCAAAGUGAACUACAAAAAGGGUAGGAGAAGGAUAAUAGGUGGCUUAGAUACAAUAUAAAUAACCAUUAGUAGGACAAGCUGUUGAUAGGAAUGCCAGUCUAGAGAGAUUAAUACUGC